Messenger RNA from Indicator indicator, 2610 nucleotides. RefSeq names its product round spermatid basic protein 1 like (gene RSBN1L). The transcript has 8 exons. Gene Ontology annotation, cellular component: nucleus. Lineage: Eukaryota; Metazoa; Chordata; Aves; Piciformes; Indicatoridae. The record is from RefSeq and is a predicted model, not a curated record. The coding region runs from base 1 to 2610 and encodes 869 amino acids.
AUGGCGGAGGCGCCGAGUGCUGUUUGUGGCGCGGCGUCGCCUGAGCAGGAGUCGUUUGGCGUCAGGCCGGCACCAGACACGAAGGCUUCCCGUGGGUCUCAGCCAGCCGUCAAGAAGAUGAAGGCAGCCGAUGAGAGGAGCCUGAAGGGUACUAAGCGUGUCAACGGUGAAGGGGGCAGUGGUGGUGGUGGCGGCAGCGGUGGGAGCGGCAAGCAGUCUAUGUCUCUGCCAGCGGUCGUGCCGAGCUACAGCAAUCCCUCGGCGUGGGGCUUCUCCGCGCUCCCUUCUGGUUCCUCCGGGAGCACGGGGGGCUUCGCUUUCCCUUCUCCACUGCCCCGGAAGCUGCUGUCGCCCGCCGUUUUGCUGCCUUCGUCCGCCUCCCCCUCCUCUUUCCAGCAGCACCAGCAUCGCCACCACCGGCACCGCCUGGCCGUCGAAACGGGAGGCUGCGGUAGUGGUGGGGAGGCCGGCGCUGGAGGAGGGAGUGCCAAGCCGAAGAGGGCCAAGGAAAAGCGGGACAAGGAGAGGAGGAAGCACGGGACCCUAGAGUUGGUCGCGGCGGUGGGAGAUGGCGACGGCGGCCUGAGUGCGGCAGGACAGGAGGAGAACGGAGAGGUGAAGCUGCUGUUGCCGAAAGCUCAAGUCAAAGAUAAAAUUAAAGAAAGGGAAAAGAAGCAAAAAGAGAAGAAGAAGCACAAAAUAAUGAAUGAAAUGAAGAAAGAAAAUGGAGAGGUCAAAUUAUUGCAGAAAGGUGGGAAGGAGAAACCAAAAACCAAUGCAGAAGAGCUACAGAUUAAAAAAGUUAAGAAGAAAAAGAAAAAGAAACAUAAAGAGAAUGAGAAGAGGAAGCGUCCAAAAAUGUACAGCAAAUCCAUUCAGACCAUCUGCUCAGGAUUGGUUUCUGAUAUUGAGGAUCAGGAAGCCAAAGGCAUCAUAGAUGAUCAUCUUAAGGAUUUCAAUGGGAAAAAUAUGGAUCCCAAGAAGGACUGUGAGUCCAAGAUACCUGAGAACAGUGAGUUUCCAUUUGUCUCGUUAAAGGAGCCACGGGUUCAAAAUAAACUCAAAAGGUUGGACACAUUGGAGUUCAAACAGCUGAUUCAUAUUGAGCACCAGCCUAACGGAGGUGCAUCAGUUAUCCAUGCCUACAGUAAUGAACUCUCCCACUUAUCUCCUGUGGAGAUGGAGAGAUUUGCAGAAGAGUUUGUGGGUCUGGUUUUUAGUGAAAAUGAAAACUGUGCAGCUUACUAUGUAAUGGGUAUUGUUCAUGGGGCAGCUACCUAUUUACCUGACUUUUUAGACUACUUUUCGUUUAAUUUUCCCAAUUCACCAGUGAAAAUGGAGAUUUUGGGAAAGAAAGAUAUAGAGACAACGACUAUGUCAAAUUUUCAUGCUCAGGUAAAAAGAACAUACUCUCAUGGUACGUAUAGAGCUGGCCCAAUGAGACAGAUCAGCCUGGUUGGAGCAGUUGAUGAGGAAGUGGGGGAUUACUUCCCUGAAUUCCUUGAUAUGUUGGAAGAAUCACCCUUCUUAAAAUGUACACUGCCAUGGGGGACACUUUCUAGUUUAAAAUUAGAGAGUCGUAAAGACAGUGAUGAUGGCCCUAUUAUGUGGGUACGGCCAGGAGAACAGAUGAUCCCUGUGGCUGACAUGCCAAAGUCACCUUUCAAAAGGAAGAGAACUACCAAUGAAAUAAAAAACUUGCAGUACCUACCUCGAACCAGUGAACCCCGUGAAAUGCUAUUUGAAGACCGGACACGAGCCCAUGCAGAUCACAUAGGACAAGGUUUUGAACGACAGACUACAGCUGCUGUGGGAGUAUUGAAGGCUGUGCACUGUGGAGAGUGGUCUGAGCAGCCUCGUAUAACCAAAGAUGUAAUUUGUUUUCAUGCUGGAGACUUCUUAGAGGUGGUUCAGCGAAUGCAAUUAGAUUUGCAUGAGCCUCCGCUCUCUCAGUGUGUCCAGUGGGUUGAUGAUGCAAAACUCAACCAGCUGCGAAGGGAAGGCAUUCGUUAUGCUAGAAUUCAGUUAUUCGAUAAUGACAUAUAUUUUAUCCCAAGGAAUGUUGUGCACCAGUUCAAAACAGUCUCAGCUGUGUGCAGUUUGGCUUGGCAUAUCCGCCUCAAGCUCUAUCAUGCAGAGGAAGAACUUUCUCAAAAUACAAGUACUGUUGAAACAGAGACCUCUGCAGACCCUAAGUCUUCGGUUAUUGGACUUCAGACUGACAGCAGAAUAUAUACGGUGAACAAAAAUACCUCCGAAGACACCAAAUUUUCAGAUGCUCUGCAGACAAAGCAUCUGCAGCAGGAGCUUGUGCUGAUAAAACAUGAACCUAUUGCAUCUCACAGAGUGAAAGAAGAACCCAUGAAUGUUGAUCUUGCUGAAAAACCAGUGGCACCUGAUGAUGUUGGGGGCCAGAAUGUUCAGACUAGGUUGGAUCCUGUUGAGUUGACGGCAUUUAAGUUGGAAAUGAAUUCUAAAUUUGAAGCUGGCAACAAGGACUUGCAAGGCAAGUUAUGCUCUGGAGGUCACAUACACCCAGAUGACACAAGACAACAUAGCUCAUCAUAUCCAAAACUGCAUGGACAAAGAGAGGAUGAUUUUUUGUGUUAA